Molecule: messenger RNA, 762 nt
Organism: Quercus robur (English oak)
Lineage: Eukaryota; Viridiplantae; Streptophyta; Magnoliopsida; Fagales; Fagaceae
Exons: 3
Coding region: 1-762 (253 amino acids)
Molecular function (GO): catalytic activity
Source: RefSeq, a predicted model, not a curated record
AUGGGUCUACUUUGUUGGAAUUGUCAUGGGCUUGGAAACCCACAAACAAUUCAGGAGCUCGGUGACAUAGUCCAAGCACAAGAUCCCACAAUUGUGUUCUUAGCCGAAACAUGGCUGGAUGAAGCUAGGCUACUUGAAUUACGUGGCAGACCUCGACCAAAUGGGCAAAUGCAGGACUUUAGAGACAUUCUUGACGAGUGUGGAUUCACUGACAUGGGAUACAUGGGAAAUAAGUACACUUGGUACAAGCACUAUCAGAAUGGCAAUACAAUUUGGGAACGGCUUGACAGGGCAGUAGUUACACAAGAUUGGUUGAACCUAUUUUCGGCAUCAAAGGUGCUUACUCUUGAGUAUGGUACCUCAGAUCACAAACCCAUCAUAAUUCACCCCAUGGGCAUCCCAAGCAGCAAGCAACGCCCUUGGAGAUUUGAACAGGUUCAACAACCGAAACACGAUAUAAAUGGAUUGUUGGUGGCGGAGGAAAAACUUUGGCAUCAAAGGUCUCAAUCUCACUGGUUAAAAUCAGGGGAUAAAAAUACUAGCUAUUUCCACAGUCGAGCUUCUCAUAGAUUUCGCCGUAAUAACAUUCUUGGUCUUCGAAAUUCAAGUGGGGAGAUGUGCUAUAGGGAUGAGAAAGUUGCUGCCCUAUUGGUAGAAUAUUACACGGGCUUAUUCACUAUGUCAAAUCCUUGUGAAAUUGACUCAAUAUUGCAGCAAGUCCAGCGGAGUGUUACCGAAGAGAUGAACACCCUCCUUGGAUGA